AUGACGGAGAUAUCCAACGAUCCGUUUUUGAUCUACGUAUUGAAUACCAAACAGUUAAGUAAUUUGGACCGCCUACGAAAGAAAGCAGUUACAAAACAACUAGAAUUAAGUGCUGACAAUAAGAAUUCAGAAGAGUUUUUGAAGUAUCAACAUAUGUACCAAACAGAAGCAUUUGAAUGUUCACAGAAAAGACACGAUUCACACAAAAUAAUGGAGAAUGAAUACGAACUGUACCAAAGAAGUUCUAAAACAAGAAGAUACAGUAUCGAUUUAGAUUCCGUGCCUGCAGCAGAUAUGGAUCCACAAGCAGUAAACUCAAAUGAGGACUUUCUUGAUAGGGAUGAAGAUAAUGAUGCUGUUAUGGAACUAAGGAAGAGGUUGUUAGGGAAACAGCAGAGCAAGGGUCUGGGAUAUGAAUCCACUAAAUCAGUCGAUAGGCAAAUUGAAGAUCAAGAUACCUUGCAACAGGAUUUGAUUCAAGAUAUGAGCAAACUUGUGGGUAGUCUGAAACAGGGAGCUGUGGCUUUUCAAUCCGCACUUGAUGAAGACAAACAAGUCCUUGGAGCUGCAGAGAUUGGCAUUCAAGUUGCCUCUCAAGGUUUAAUGGAUGUCAGUGGCAAAUUAAAGAAAUAUGACAAAAGUAAAUUGAGUUACCUGUUUUAUAUAACAGUUUUCAUUUUCAUGAUUCUUGGGCUGGUGUUCACUUUCAUUAUAAUUCAACUCUUCCCAGCACUAUAA
Molecule: messenger RNA, 738 nt
Organism: Saccharomyces mikatae IFO 1815
Lineage: Eukaryota; Fungi; Ascomycota; Saccharomycetes; Saccharomycetales; Saccharomycetaceae
Gene: USE1
Product: SNAP receptor USE1
Exons: 1
Coding region: 1-738 (245 amino acids)
Biological process (GO): retrograde vesicle-mediated transport, Golgi to endoplasmic reticulum
Cellular component (GO): endoplasmic reticulum; SNARE complex
Molecular function (GO): SNAP receptor activity
Source: RefSeq, a predicted model, not a curated record